Messenger RNA from Brenthis ino (lesser marbled fritillary), 1035 nucleotides. NCBI's taxonomy places the organism in Eukaryota, Metazoa, Arthropoda, Insecta, Lepidoptera, Nymphalidae. The record is from the annotation of a GenBank genome assembly.
AUGACUGGAGUACAAACAUUCGUCAUCACACAAAGGAAUGCCCCAGCGGGGCUCAAACCCGCGACCGCUGGCACAGCAAGUAGGACUCUGGACGAGGCUCUAGAGGCUAAAGCACAAAUUAUAGAGCUUUUGGAAUUAGGGCAUUUCCAGUUGAGGAAGUGGGCCAGUAACAUACCAGAGUUACUUUCUGAUAUUCCUCAGGAAGAAUGUCUGCUUAGUUCCAAAACAUUUACCGGCCAUGACUCUUGUAGCCUAAAGGUGCUUGGUUUAAAGUGGGAGCCAACUACCGAUACAUUUUCCUUUGAUGUUAAAUCUUCAAUCCGACCUUGUACAAAACGAGUUAUUCUGAGCGAGAUCGCGAAGAUCUUCGACCCCUUAGGUUUCCUUGCACCUCUAACCAUCAAGGCGAAGUGCCUCUUGCAACGGCUCUGGCUGCUUGGUAUCGAUUGGGACAGUGAUCCACCCGAAGAUGUGAAUAGCGUGUGGGAAACAUUUUGCAAUCAGCUGUCUAUAUUAAAGGACCUGCGUAUACCACGGUGUAUGACAAUUAACAACACUUUAACGUACGAAUUACAUGGAUUUUGUGAUAGCUCGGAGCUUGCGUAUGGAGCAGUUAUUUAUAUUCGAGUUUCAACUGCAGACGGAUUAACACAAACACGAUUAGUAUGUGCCAAAGCUCGAGUAGCUCCCAUUAAGAAAAUCUCUUUGCCUCGAUUGGAGUUGUGUGCAGCCGUCUUGCUGACAAAUUUAGCAAAAUUUGUGCUGGAUACAUACUUAACAAAAUUAACGCUCCACGCUAUUUAUCUAUGGUCUGACUCGACCGUCGUCCUAUCUUGGCUUCGUUCACACUCCUCUCGAUGGACCACGUUCGUAGCUAAUCGUGUGGGACAUAUCCAGGAUAUUUUCUCUACGGAGACUUGUUUCUCGCACUCGUUAACGAAUAUCGAGCUAAAUCGUAGUAGAGAUACACUUCUUAUACAGUCUGCACAUGUUCGUAUUAGCCAACUAUGGAACCAAGUUUAUUGCGCAGCGUUA